Zea mays is the source of this 3113-nucleotide messenger RNA. RefSeq names its product apomucin. Bases 594 to 1958 code for a protein of 454 amino acids. The transcript has 2 exons. The record is from RefSeq and is a predicted model, not a curated record. Lineage: Eukaryota; Viridiplantae; Streptophyta; Magnoliopsida; Poales; Poaceae.
AAUGGCGUCGUUUCCACCCUGUUCGAUCCGGGAUAGUUGCCUUCUUGGCCUGGAGAAGAAAGGGUUCCUCCCCCCCAAGGGGAUCUCACGGUGGAGGUUGGAGAAGGAGGGCGACGUGUCGCUUCCCCGGGAUGAUGAGGUGGUCGUGCUCGCGCCCUUCUAUGAGCGCGGGUUUGGGCUCCCUCUGCACCCCUUCGUGCGGGGGCUGCUUUUCUUCUACGGGCUGGAGAUUCAGAACCUUCAUCCCAACUCCAUCCUGCACCUGGCGUGCUUCAUCACCCUGUGCGAGGCGUUCCUGGGGGUCGACCCCCACUGGAAGCUGCGGCGAUACCUCUUCAGUGGUCGGGUAAGCCCGGGCUGUGGCGCCCAACUGUACCGUUGGUUCGGCCAACUUCCAGCUUCGUUCUGGCCGGAAGACGGUGUACUUCAAGAUCCCACUCCCUUCCUCCGUGCGGUACGAGGGCGAGUGGUUCUAUGUCUGGAACACGGCCGGCAGCGCCCCGCGCUUCACUGGUCGGGAGCCGGUGUCGACGGACAAUGGGGUGGAGCCUAGUCUGAAGGAUGAGGUGGAGGCUCUUCUGUCGGCUCUCGAGAUGCUGAAGCGGCAAGGUCUUACCGGCGCGAGGCUAGUGCGCAACUUUAUGCAUCGUCGAAUCCAACCUCUGAAGGCUCGCCAGAGGCCAAUGCAUAGGUACUCCGGCGUCAACGACCCCGACCGCCACUCUUUUGAACCGCUUGCGCUGUCCGAGAUUGAAGCGCGAGUCAAGGUCGUCACCGCGCUGUCGUCAGGAUCCUUCAUGGAUGAAGAUUCUCCUCACCCUCUUUCUGGAAAGGUUUCGAGCGAUUUGGUGAGCUCUCUCUCUCCUGCUCUUCUUGUUCCUCUGUCUUCCUCUGUUAGUAAUGUUCGGUCGUGGCCCCUACAGGGGAACGGGCCCCUGGCGCCCAGUCUUCCGCCGCUCCCCGAGGUGCUCGCCGUUCAGGCGGAGCGUAAACACAAGCGGAGCGACGGGGAGACUCUGGGGGCGCGCAUGAAACGACUCAGGGCGCAGAAGAAGGGCAAGAGGGUCAUGCGCCCUUCCAAAUCAAGCGAGGGAGCCACCUUCUCCUCUGACUCGAAUGAUGCGUCCUCCACGGCUUCCAGCUGGGAGGACCUUGCGGCAUUGACGGGUGGCCCGAUGUGUCGUGGCGACGCCGUAGCCAGCUCUAACGUCCCGGUUGAGGCGGGCGGGCCGGCCGCGGAUCCUCCCCUGGUCGCGGCGUCCUCUGCCGAUGGUGCGGGAGUUGCUGCCGCGAGUGAAGUGGCACAGCUCUUCACGGGUGCCGGAGGCAUCACGGAGGGCGGCGCGACCCAUCCAGCCGCGUUGGAGGCGGCUUCCUGGGCUACACCGCGAUCCUUUGUUCCUUCGUUGGUUGCUCAGGGGAAGGUGGUCACUAGGAAGCGCUCCUCCCGCGCGUACGUGUCGCAUAAGUCCGUGAAGGACGCGUUCCUGGUGGCAAGAGGGGCUCCUCUGCCUCCUCAGGCCUUCGAGCCGACGCUGCUGGGGGGAAUGCCCCCUCCGGCUGUCGGGGUUGUCCCGCUGGGCGUCGUGUCAUCUGCCUCCCCCGCGGUGGCGACGCCGUCGACCCAGGUCAUCCUAAAGGCGGCGGGUGCGGCCACCCCGGACGUGGUUCUUAUCGAUUCGUCACCAUUCGCGUCCGCCUCAGGGGAGGCCCCGGCGGUCGGGGCAGCUGCCCUUAGCGACUCCUUGUCGGGGCAGCCGGAGGCUUCGUCCCUGCCCUUGCCUGCCCCCGCCCCUCCGCCAUCAGUCACCGUGGGGGCGGGUGGUAGCCCUAGGGUGUCGCUGCCAGCCCCGGGUUCCGCCGGCCUUCGGGAACAAGCGGUGCUGGCCGUGGUAGCCGGUGGGAGUGCGUUGCCUGUGCGGCCUGUAGGGGGCGACGAAGCAGAGGUGGAGGAGUGACAGCGAUUAGAGUUGGUCCUGCUUCGAGCUGACGCGGGCCUGGAGACCAUUGAGCGGAUGCUCAGUGGUUUCGGGGAGGCGAUCUCGAUUGCCGAGGCAUCGGUGACGGCGGACUUCAUUCCCUUUGGUCGGGUGAGUGUUUCUUCCGUCGUCGUCCUUUUCGCCAUCUUUUGCUCACGCCGGUCCUUGUCCGCUUGGUUCGCUCUCCCAGCGCCUUCUUGUGCGAUCGGAGGCUCGGGCGGAGGCGCUGCAGGCCCUUUCUUGCGCCUCGUCGGAGUCUGACAGUGUGGCUCGAGCCGUCCUCGAGGAGGUCGAGGACGGAUGCAGGCCGGCGACCGACGACGGCCACCAUAGUCGAUGGUGGAUGACUUCCGCUUGCUGCCUAGCGGCAGCGGCGAGUUUGUUGAGGCGCCGCUUUUGAGCGGUGGCGCGCCUUCUGAGGCGCUGCUUCUCCGCCUUGGUUUUGGUGGAAUGCCUGGGCCCCGGGCCAGUGGCACUAGCCAUGCUAGGGCUGACGAGACGGAGCUCUCCGGUCUUCUCGGCGAGGAAGUCGAGAGAGCCGAAGGUGAUCUUGCUUCUGGGAGCGAAAGACUCACCCCCGGUGAACGCUGAAUAGCCGGCCAUCGGAGUAAAAAAAAGUCGCUUUGGCACGCUUAAAGUCCUCUACCUGGCGCGCCAACUGUCGUGGUUUCGGAAACCAGGGGGACAAUAGAUUUGUGUUCGGCGGGGAUGCAAGCGCGGACUCACUCCGAAUGGUGAAUCACAGGGAUUCGAGCUAGGGAGCUAAGACACGGGUGGUUAUACUGGUUCAGGCCGGGGCCCUAGCCAGUGUAGUGCUAAGCGUAGUAAUGCUUAGGGCGUGUUACAGCUGAGUGCUUGUGUGUAGAAGAUGAGAAUUGUCUUGCCCUUUUAUAGCCCAAGGGUAGACUUUACAGUGAGGACUGGUAUUCAUCCAGGGAGGAGUUCGGCCUGCUGCCUCGAUGUGGCGCGGCUCCUCUGAUAUCGUUGGCCGGGUCGUGCGUCGUCGUACCCCUGGUAUGGCACCGCGUCUCGUCCGUUUGCCAUACGGGCUCCUGUAGCUAUUCUGAUGCUGAUGUAGCGGUACCUGGCGGGUCCCGCAGAGCAGACUUGCAGAGAGGUUCAGGGAUGUCUUCA